AUAAUGACAAAAUUUAUGAUAAAUUGAUGCAAAAAAAUAUAAAUCAUAUUAUAAAUUUCAUCCACCCCCACACCACAAGGCCACCCGCUCACGCUUAGGCACUCACGACCGUGCAACAGUUGGCAGCGAGUAAAGCACGACCAACCAUCGACUGAGAUAAUGGGCCGAUUCAGCGAGUAUGCAAGCAUGGUGAUGGACAAAGCACAGAAAUUCGGACGCCUGCGCUCGUUGAGCAUUGUAACGGCCGGCGCCACAGCUUUAUUCAUGGGAGUAACGGCUUACCACAAUCAGGAUAAUCUAUUUGGAACGUUUGUUAUGCCCGCCCUCCGCUGCUUGCCGGCAGAAACGAGCCACAAUUUUGCAGUGUGGGCCUGCAAGCACCGCCUAUAUCCCGCCUCUGAGUAUCCAGACGAUUUGAAUCUGCACACGAAGUUCUUUGGCCGUCUGAUUAGUAAUCCUGUGGGCAUAGCCGCCGGUUUUGAUAAGAAUGGUGAAGCCAUCGAAGGCUUGCACGAUUUAGGUUUUGGUUUCAUAGAAAUCGGAACUGUGACGCCAGCACCACAGGCAGGUAAUCCAAAGCCACGCGUCUUCCGGCUCAGUGAUGAUCGGGCCAUUAUAAAUCGAUACGGCUUCAAUAGCGAAGGUGCUCAGCCGGUGCUCCAGCGAUUGCGUCACGAACGCCAAAAAGAGGAUUUCAAUGGUGUGAUAGGCGUUAAUUUGGGCCGCAAUCGGCGCACAAGAAACGCCGUCGAUGACUAUGUGCUGGGGGUGCAGACUUUUGGUCCUGUGGCCGAUUAUCUUGUAGUGAACGUAAGUAGUCCAAAUACACGCGGCCUACGGGAUUUACAGAGCAAGCAGCGAUUGCAAGAGCUUCUUGAGGCCGUAAACAAUGCGCGUGCAGGCCUUACGGAGAACCCAAAUGUACCAGUACUUUUAAAAUUGUCACCGGAUUUGGAGCUGCAGGACAUGCGUGAUAUUGUAAAUGUGAUUACAAAGAAAAAGAGUCGGGUGGACGGUCUCAUUGUGGCCAAUACGACGGUGACGCGUGAGAAUCUCCAGGACACAUCGACGGCGGUUCAGGGCGGUGGCCUGAGUGGCAAGCCACUACGCAAACGUACCACCCAAAUGGUGGCACAAAUGUAUGCCCUCACCAAUGGCCGCAUACCCAUCAUCGGGGUCGGUGGCAUUUCCUCCGGCUACGAUGCGUAUGAGAAAAUCGAAGCAGGCGCUUCCUAUGUGCAAAUAUACACGGCACUCGUUUACGAGGGACCUGAACUCGUGGAACGUGUCAAAGAGCAGCUCUCCAUAUUGAUUGCCGAAAAGGGAUUCGAUAACGUGCAGGAUGCGGUGGGCUCCAACUACAGGGACUAUCUGCCACCCACGCGAGCUGAACAAAAUUCCAAACCAGCACAAUAACGUUUUUGUCACCUUCUUUAAUCAACAUUUGGUUGAGUAAAAUACAUUAUUUUUAACUUCU
This is a messenger RNA of Scaptodrosophila lebanonensis, 1477 nucleotides long. It is a transcript of the gene Dhod, whose product is annotated as dihydroorotate dehydrogenase (quinone), mitochondrial. Gene Ontology annotation, cellular component: mitochondrial inner membrane; cytoplasm. NCBI's taxonomy places the organism in Eukaryota, Metazoa, Arthropoda, Insecta, Diptera, Drosophilidae. The coding region runs from base 160 to 1416 and encodes 418 amino acids. The transcript is spliced from 4 exons. Gene Ontology annotation, molecular function: dihydroorotate dehydrogenase activity. The record is from RefSeq and is a predicted model, not a curated record. Gene Ontology annotation, biological process: pyrimidine ribonucleotide biosynthetic process; 'de novo' pyrimidine nucleobase biosynthetic process.